AUGGCGCCACGCAGCUACUCCAAAACCUACAAGGUUCCCCGAAGACCGUUCGAGUCGGCUCGUCUCGACGCGGAAUUGAAGACCGUCGGCGAAUAUGGCCUUCGCAACAAGCGUGAGGUGUGGCGUGUGAUGCUCACCCUCUCCAAGAUUCGACGUGCCGCUCGUCAACUUCUCACCCUCGAUGAGAAGGACCCCAAGCGUCUCUUCGAAGGCAAUGCCCUCAUUCGCCGUCUGGUCCGUGUCGGUGUGCUCGACGAGUCCCGCAUGAAGCUCGAUUACGUGCUGGCCCUCAAGGUCGAAGAUUUCUUGGAGCGUCGUCUUCAGACUUGCGUCUACAAGCUCGGCCUCGCCAAGUCCAUCCACCACGCCCGUGUCCUCAUCCGCCAGCGUCACAUCCGCGUCGGCAAGCAGAUCGUCAACGUGCCCUCCUUCAUCGUUCGUCUCGACUCGCAAAAGCACAUCGACUUCGCACUCACCUCGCCCUUCGGCGGUGGGCGUCCCGGCCGUGUGAGGAGGAAGAAGGCCAAGGCUGCCGAGUCCAAGGAGGAGGGUGGUGAUGAGGCCGAGGAGGAGGAGUAG
This is a messenger RNA of Neohortaea acidophila, 579 nucleotides long. RefSeq names its product 40S ribosomal protein S9. Gene Ontology annotation, cellular component: cytosolic small ribosomal subunit. Gene Ontology annotation, molecular function: structural constituent of ribosome; rRNA binding. The coding region runs from base 1 to 579 and encodes 192 amino acids. The transcript is spliced from 5 exons. The record is from RefSeq and is a predicted model, not a curated record. Lineage: Eukaryota; Fungi; Ascomycota; Dothideomycetes; Mycosphaerellales; Teratosphaeriaceae. Gene Ontology annotation, biological process: translation; positive regulation of translational fidelity.